AUGAAUUCAAAAAAAAAUAAUCAUGCUCUUCAAAAGUCAAUAAUUUGGAAAUAAUCAAAAAAAUGGGAUUAAGAGAAAUAUAAAAGAGUGAAAGAGUCAAUUCAAAUCAGAAUAAAGAAAAAUAAUGAAAUCGUUUACUCAACUUCUGAUGGAGAAAUUCUAAGAAUGUAAACCUUAAUUAUAAAUAAAAUAGAGAAAAACCUUAAGAAUAUUUAAUCAACCAUUUCUUAUUCAAUAAUAAGGAUUAGAUCAAAAAUCUACUAUGGUUUUGUGAAUAUAGAUAAAGCAAUAGAUAAUAUUAAAAAUGGAGUGCUACUUGGGGUGGAGAAGUUUUAAGAGGAGUUGGUGGAUACAUAAAUAAUGGAUUAAAAGAAGGGCCAUGGAAGGAAUUAAUUUAAAAUUAUUCAAGGUUAAUAAUUAGUUAUUUCUUAUAAAUAUAGUUAAGUUAUAGUAUAUCAAAUUGGACAAUACCAAAAUGAUAAAAAAAAAGGAAUAUGGGAAUUUAUGUAUAAGAAUAAUAAGAUGUAUUUUUAUUUAUUAAAUAAUUUAGUGGUAGUGGAUUAUACAAUGAAUAAGGCUAGAAGCAUUGUAAAUGGAGAGAGUUGAGUCAUGACUUUUCUGAUUAAUCUUAAAUUACUUUAAAUGGUGAAUACAAAAACGGUAAAAAGAUUGGGAGAUGGGAUAUUUUAUUUAAGAGGUAGAUUAUGGAAUUAAUGUAAAAUAUUUAUGUAAUGCAAAUUAUUAGUGGAGGUGGGUAAUAUUCUUUUGAAGGAGAUGGUGUAAAGAAUGGAAGGUGGACUGAAAUAAAUUUCAAUUUUUCUGUGGAUUUAUAACUUACAUAUAAUGGAGAAUAUAAAAAUGGCAAAAAAAUUGGAUAAUGGGAUAUUUGUUAUAGGGAUCGUAGAAUAAAUAAAUUUGAAAAAAUGUAAGUAUUAAAAUUUAGAAAAUUUUAGUGGUGGUGGAUUAUAUUUACAAGGAGGGGAUGGGUAAAAGGUUGGAAAAUGGAUUGAAUUGAGUGAUUAAUUUAAGCAACAUGAGCAAAUUUCGUAUGCAGGGGAAUAUAAUAAAAACGGUAAAAAGGUAGGUAGAUGGGAUAUUUGGUAUAAGGAUUCUGAGACAAAAUAUAAUGAAUAAAUGUAUUAUAUUAAAAUAAAAAAAGUGGAGGUGGAUGUUAUGAUUAAGAAGGUUAGGGCGUUAAAAUUGGAAGUUGGAUUGAGUUAUGCGAAGGAUUUAAGAAAAGUUAGUUGUUUUCAAAAGAAAUCACUUAUAAUGGUGAAUAUAUAAAAGAUAGAAAGGUAGGCAGAUGGAAUAUUAUGUAUCGAGAGUGGAAUAAAGAAAGUUUUCAUUAAAUGUAUAUAAAUAAUAAUAUUCCAAAUUUAGUGGUUAUGGAUAUUAUGAUGAAAGAGGAGAUGGAAUUAAAAUAGGAAAAUGGAUGGAGUUGAGUUAUUGGUUUUAUGUUGAUAGGUAAAUAACUUAUAUUGGAGAAUACAAAAACGGCAAAAAAAUUGGUACAUGGUUUGAAUUUGAAAUAAAAAAGAAUGAGAUAAUUAAGGAGAUGAAAUAUGAUGAUUGA
Molecule: messenger RNA, 1573 nt
Organism: Paramecium pentaurelia
Lineage: Eukaryota; Ciliophora; Oligohymenophorea; Peniculida; Parameciidae
Source: the annotation of a GenBank genome assembly